Lepus europaeus (European hare) is the source of this 3765-nucleotide messenger RNA. It is a transcript of the gene HCN4, whose product is annotated as hyperpolarization activated cyclic nucleotide gated potassium channel 4. The coding region runs from base 1 to 3510 and encodes 1169 amino acids. Gene Ontology annotation, cellular component: membrane. Gene Ontology annotation, molecular function: voltage-gated potassium channel activity. Lineage: Eukaryota; Metazoa; Chordata; Mammalia; Lagomorpha; Leporidae. The transcript is spliced from 8 exons. The record is from RefSeq and is a predicted model, not a curated record. Gene Ontology annotation, biological process: potassium ion transport; transmembrane transport.
AUGGACAAGCUGCCGCCGUCCAUGCGCAAGCGGCUGUACAGCCUCCCGCAGCAGGUGGGGGCCAAGGCGUGGAUCAUGGACGAGGAGGAGGACGCCGAGGAGGAGGGCGCCGGGGGCCGCCAGGACCCCCGCCGCAGGAGCAUCCGGCUGCGGCCGCUGCCCUCGCCCUCGCCCUCCGCGGCGCCGGCGGCGGGCGGCGCGGAGUCCCGGGGCGCGGCCCUCGGAGGGGCGGCGGACGGCGAGGGGCCGGCCCGGGGCGCGGCCAAGUCCAGCACGAACGGCGACUGCAGGCGCUUCCGCGGGAGCCUGGCCUCGCUGGGCAGCCGUGGCGGCGGCGGCGGCGGCAGCACGGGCGGCGGCAGCCACGGGCACCUGCAUGACUCCGCCGAGGAGCGGCGGCUCAUCGCCGAGGGCGACGCGUCCCCCGGCGAGGACAGGACGCCCCCGGGCCUGGCGGCCGAGCCGGAGCGCCCGGGAGCCCCGGCGCCGCCCGCAGCCUCGCCGCCGCAGGUGCCCCCGUCCUGCGGCGAGCAGCGCCCGGCCGACGCGGCUGUCAAAGUGGAGGGAGGCGCGGCCGCGGGCGACCAGAUCCUGCCGGAGGCCGAGGCGCGCCUGGGCCAGGCGGGCUUCAUGCAGCGCCAGUUCGGGGCCAUGCUCCAGCCCGGGGUCAACAAAUUCUCGCUGCGGAUGUUCGGCAGCCAGAAAGCCGUGGAGCGCGAGCAGGAGAGGGUGAAGUCGGCCGGCUUCUGGAUCAUCCACCCCUACAGCGACUUCAGGUUCUACUGGGACCUGACCAUGCUGCUGCUGAUGGUGGGGAACCUGAUCAUCAUCCCCGUGGGCAUCACCUUCUUCAAGGACGAGAACACCACGCCCUGGAUUGUGUUCAACGUGGUGUCCGACACGUUCUUCCUCAUCGACCUGGUCCUCAACUUCCGCACGGGCAUCGUGGUGGAGGACAACACGGACAUCAUCCUGGACCCACGGCGCAUCAAGAUGAAGUACCUGAAGAGCUGGUUCGUGGUGGACUUCGUGUCCUCCAUCCCUGUGGACUACAUCUUCCUCAUCGUGGAGACACGCAUCGACUCCGAGGUCUACAAGACGGCCCGCGCCCUGCGCAUCGUGCGCUUCACCAAGAUCCUCAGCCUGCUGCGCCUGCUCCGGCUCUCCCGGCUCAUCCGCUACAUCCAUCAGUGGGAGGAGAUCUUCCACAUGACCUACGACCUGGCGAGCGCCGUGGUGCGCAUCGUGAACCUCAUCGGCAUGAUGCUGCUGCUGUGCCACUGGGACGGCUGCCUGCAGUUCCUGGUGCCCAUGCUGCAGGACUUCCCCGACGACUGCUGGGUGUCCCUCAACCACAUGGUGAACAACUCCUGGGGGAAGCAGUACUCCUACGCACUCUUCAAGGCCAUGAGCCACAUGCUGUGCAUCGGCUACGGGCGGCAGGCGCCCAUGGGCAUGUCUGACGUGUGGCUCACCAUGCUUAGCAUGAUCGUGGGUGCCACCUGCUACGCCAUGUUCAUCGGCCACGCCACUGCGCUCAUCCAGUCCCUGGACUCCUCCCGGCGCCAGUACCAGGAGAAGUACAAGCAGGUGGAGCAGUACAUGUCCUUCCACAAGCUCCCGCCCGACACCCGCCAGCGCAUCCAUGACUACUAUGAGCACCGGUACCAGGGCAAGAUGUUCGACGAGGAGAGCAUCCUGGGCGAGCUGAGCGAGCCCCUGCGCGAGGAGAUCAUCAACUUCAACUGCCGCAAGCUGGUGGCCUCCAUGCCGCUGUUCGCCAACGCCGACCCCAACUUCGUGACGUCCAUGCUGACCAAGCUGCGCUUCGAGGUCUUCCAGCCCGGGGACUACAUCAUCCGCGAGGGCACCAUCGGCAAGAAGAUGUACUUCAUCCAGCACGGCGUGGUCAGCGUGCUCACCAAGGGCAACAAGGAGACCAAGCUGGCCGACGGCUCCUACUUCGGAGAGAUCUGCCUGCUGACCCGGGGCCGGCGCACGGCCAGCGUGCGGGCCGACACCUACUGCCGCCUCUACUCUCUGAGCGUGGACAACUUCAACGAGGUGCUGGAGGAGUACCCCAUGAUGCGGCGCGCCUUCGAGACCGUGGCGCUGGACCGGCUGGACCGCAUCGGCAAGAAGAACUCGAUCCUCCUGCACAAGGUGCAGCACGACCUGAGCUCGGGGGUCUCCAACUACCAGGAGAACGCCAUCGUGCAGCGCAUCGUGCAGCACGACCGGGAGAUGGCGCACUGCGCCCGCCGCGCCCAGGCCACCACGCCCGUGGCGCCGGCCAUCUGGACCCCGCUGAUCCAGGCGCCACUGCAGGCAGCUGCCGCCACCACGUCGGUGGCCAUCGCGCUCACCCACCACCCUCGCCUGCCCGCGGCCAUCUUCCGCCCGCCGCCCGGGCCCACCCUCGGCUCGCUGGGCGCCGGGCAGACGCCGAGGCACCUGCGGCGCCUGCAGUCGCUGGCGCCGUCGGCGCCCAGCCCGGCCUCUCCGGCCAGCAGCCCGUCGCAGCCGGACACGCCGUCCUCCGCCUCCCUGCACGUCCAGCCGCUGCCCGGCUGCUCCACGCCCGCCGGGCUCGGCUCCCUCCUGCCCACGGCCGGCUCGCCCCCGGCCCCCACGCCCCCCACCACCGCUGGCGCCGCCGGCUUCAGCCACUUCCACCGGGCGCUGGGCGGCUCCCUGUCCUCGUCCGACUCGCCCCUGCUCACCCCGAUGCAGCCCGCUGCCCGCUCCCCGCAGCAGCCGCCCCCGCCGCCCGGGGCCCCGGCGGGCCUGGGCCUGCUGGAGCACUUCUUGCCGCCUCCGGCCCGCUCCCCGACGUCCAGCCCCGGGCAGCUGGGCCAGCCCCCCGGGGAGCUGCCCCCGGGCCUGGGCUCCGGGCCUCCGGGCACGCCAGAGACGCCCCCGCGGCAGCCUGAGCGGCUGCCCUUCGCGGCGGGGGCCUCGGCGGCGGCUUCCCCGGUGGCCUUCAGCCCCCGAGGCGGCCCCAGCCCCCCCGGCCACAGCCCGGGCCCCCCCAGAACUUUCCCCAGCGCGCCGCCCCGGGCCUCGGGCUCGCACGGGUCCCUGCUGCUGCCCCCCGCGUCCAGCCCGCCGCCGCCGCCGCCGCCCGCCCCGCAGCGCCGCGCCACGCCGCCGCUGGCCCCCGGCCGCCUCUCGCAGGACCUCAAGCUCAUCUCGGCCUCGCAGCCGGCGCUGCCCCAGGACGGGGCGCAGACUCUCCGCAGAGCCUCCCCGCACUCGUCCUCGGGGGAGUCGGUGGCCGCCCUGCCGCCCUUCCCCAGGGCCCCCGCGAGGCCCCCCGGCGCCGGCCCCGGCCAGCACGUCACCCUCACUCUGCCUCGGAAGGCAUCCUCAGGUUCUCUGCCGCCCCCUCUUUCUUUGUUCGGGCCCCGAGCCGCCUCUGCUGGGGGGCCCCCGCUGACUGCUGCGCCCCAGAGGGAACCAGGGGCCGGGGCUGAGCCAGUGCGCUCCAAACUGCCGUCCAACCUCUGAGCCAGGCCUCCCUCGCUGUCCUGUCUUCUUGUUUCUCCCUGCCUUCAGGUUUGACUGUGAUUAGGAGAUACACCAAUACCAAUAACCGUUACCAUUGACACACACACACACCCCAGAAAACCCAAGUCAGCAGAAAUAACCAGGUAUACCUAGAGCUAUAGAUUUUUGGUCACUCGCUUUUAUAGACUAUUUUAAUACUCGGCACUAGGGGCAGGGGAGCAGGCAGGGCCCAAACACAAGAGGCAGAGGAAGGCA